AUGGCAUGGCAUCGACAAACGCUUCGUCCUAACAUAUUGCUCGACAAACUUCUUAAACAAUCACUACCCAAUUUCAAAGACCUCACCUCUCCUCUCAAAGUAGCCGGCAUUCGUCCUAAUAAUCCCCGACAUUAUCACCAAACUUUAGAAAGUUUCCUGCAACGAACCCAUGUGUCCGACAUUCGAGCAGCACAGGGACAAGGAACGAAUCUCGAAACGUUGAGUACAAUAUUAUGGAUUUGGCACCGGCAGCGAAUAACGGAACUGUUGGGAGUAUUAUUGGCUAAGAAAU
Molecule: messenger RNA, 292 nt
Organism: Paraglomus brasilianum
Lineage: Eukaryota; Fungi; Glomeromycota; Glomeromycetes; Paraglomerales; Paraglomeraceae
Source: the annotation of a GenBank genome assembly